AUGACAUCCUUAUUCUGCUUCACGUGCAACAAUGCUGGCACGGUGAUUGCCAUGAUUGUCGUGCUCGUCCUCAUUCCCUUGAUUGUCCUGACAGGCAUGGGAACGUAUGGAAGCGGGGCUCGCGGUGGAGCAGGCGCGGAGAUGUACCAGAGCGAGGUCAACAACACCAUGUUCGUGCACUACGUGCGCACCAUCGUGCAGCCCAUGAUGCUGUCGCUCAAGAAGGUCGUCGAUCCCAAGAUCAAGCUGGAGCUGAAGGUCGGUCGGAACAACUCUCGAGAGAAGGGCAUUGUGGAGGAAUCGAAGAAGCUUAAAGCGACGUCGCUCGUUAUUGGAACCAACGCCAGAGGCAUGUUCAGCAUGCGCGGCAAGUCCUCGAGCACGGGCGCGUACUGCGUGCGCUACAAGCCGCCGGGCAUAUCGGUGUACGUGAUUCAGCGCGACAAGGUGAUUCUGUACAAGGAGUCGGAGGGGUCGCCCGUCUCCUCCUCCACCGACAGCCCCGCGGGCUCCGGCCCCAUGAUGCCGCGCCCCGCCCCGCCGGGGGGAACGGGCUCGGGAACGCUCGAACCCACCUACAGCGGGGCGUUCAGCGAGCAGGGCGGGGAGUAUGACAACGGCUAUCCGCCCAGAGGCUACACCCCCUACGGCGGCGGCGGCGGGAGCGGGGAGCAGCAGGCGCAGAUGUAUGGGCAAUACCCACAGCAGCAUCAAUACGCGCAGCAACAGCAGCAGCAGUACCCUAUGCGCGGAUCUGGCGGGCAGCAGCCUGGCGGGUGGGGGGGCGGAGGCGGGGGCUACGGGGACAUGGGCAUGCAGGGGCAGGCGGGCAUGCGCGGAGCGGGGGGGUAUGCGCCAGGGGGCAGGAGAGGGUACGGAAGCAACGAGACUAGCCCGUCGGGAUCAGGCACUCUCCAGCCCGUUUACGGCAACCCUGCGCCCGGCAGCGGGGGAAGCGGCGGGCUUGCUCCCACUGGCACCCGCUUCUCCAUGGACGGCGGGGCGGACGGGCAGUGGGGGGUCGGAGCAGGCGGGGGCGGGGGCGGAGGCUCCGGGGGCGCCGCGCAGAAGGGCCCGGGCGGGCCGAAUGACAUCCAGCAGGCAGCGGCGCUGUCGGCGCUGGCGUGGUCGCAGGCGGCGAACAGCCAGGAGGGGCAGCGGCUGCAGUCGGAUUACAUGGCGGAGUUUGACGCGUGGAAGCAGUCGAACCAGGCGGCCACGUACCAGCAGCAGCAGGACUUCAUGUCUGACCUCCAGGCGCGCAUGGCCAAGGCGCGCGCGGCGCUCGCGGGGCUGCAGCUCGGGGGGGACGGGGGGAGCGGAACGGGGUCGCCAGCGGGGGCGGGGGGAGGGGCGGGGGCUGGGUCCGGGGAGAUGCAGGCGCGGCCGAUGUACCCUGCUCCUGUCCCCGCGCCCAUCCCGGACGGACCUGCGGCUGGCGGCAGCGGCGGGCAGAGCGCGAAUGAGGUCAGACGCUUUUCCUUUCCGUGGGAAAUGAUCGACCUGCGGAGGGAGCUGGAGCUGAUGCGGCAGCGGGCAGCAGAGGCGGAGCAGGCGCGCCUGGAGGCGGAGCAGCGCGCCCAGCGCGCCCUAUCUGAGGCUGACCGCUCCCUCCGCGAGGUGGAGGCGCAGAACAAGCGCCGGGAGCUCGAAACCGCCGUGCGCAUCGAAAUGGCGUCCCAGGAGGCGUCUCGGGCGCUUGCUGCGGCGGAGGAGGCGCGGAAGCAGGCUGGGCUUGAGGCGCAAAAGACGGAAGUGGCGAUGAAACAGGCGGCGAUGACCCGGGCGGCGCUGGAGAUGGAGGCGCAGAAGCGGGCGGCAGUGGAGCUGAAGGCGAAGGGGGAGAGGGGCAGCGCACGCAUGGCGGCGAAUUACAGGGAAUACACCUACGAGGAUAUUGUGAUGGCAACGGAGAACUUCAAGCCGGAGCGCAAGCUGGGCGAGGGCGGGUUUGGCACGGUGUUUUCAGGCACGCUGCACCACACGCCCGUUGCUGUCAAGGUGCUCAAGAACGCGGACGCCAUGCAGGCCGCCAACGAAUUCCAACAGGAGGUGGAGGUGCUGAGUCAGAUUCAGCACCCGCACGUGGUGAUGCUGCUGGGCUGCUGCCCCAGCAAGUACUGCCUCGUCUACGAGUUCAUGGCCAACGGCUCCCUCGAGGACCGCCUGCUCUGCGCCAACAACACGCCCCCUCUCCCCUGGUACAUCCGCAUGCGCGUCGCUGCCGAAAUCGCCUCCGCGCUCCUCAUCCUCCACACGCGCCCCGUGCCCAUCGUCCACCGGGACUUAAAGCCCGGGAAUAUCCUCUUGGAUAAGAACUUCGUGGCGAAGCUAGGGGACGUUGGGCUGGCAAAGCUCAUGCCUGGACUAUCCAUGGAUCAGACAUACAUGCGGGAGUCGGUCCCUGUGGGUACAUUCGCAUACGUCGACCCGGAGUUUCAGCGAACGGGAGAGUUCGGGCCGAAAUCUGAUGUCUACGCGCUGGGGAUCGUGCUUCUGGAUUUGCUCACUGGCCGGAAACCCAACGUGUAUGAAGGGUUAGAAGAGGCCGUAGACGACGGGGACGAGAACGAAUUGAAGGAGUUUUUAGAUGAGAAGGCGGGGGACUGGCCACUGGAUAUGGUGAUGGAGGUGGCGCGGAUUGCAGUGAAGUGUUCGGAAAUGAGGAGAAAGAAGCGCCCGGAUUUGGAGAAGCAGGUCAUGCCGGUGCUGGACCGAGCCAGGGCGCGCGCUGCCAAGGCUGAGGAGGAGGCUCGGAAGGCCCCGAGCCGGCGGCCGAUGGGGGAGGCUCCGAGUGUGCUGUUCUGCCCCAUCACUCAGGAGAUGAUGGUGAACCCUGUACUGGCAGCAGACGGGCACACGUACGAGCAGGAGGCAAUCAAGUCGUGGCUGGAGACGAGUGACAUGUCACCAAUGACCAAUCAGAAGCUGCCAAGCAAGGACCUUGUGCCUAACCACGCUGUGCGCUCCAUGAUCCAAGACUGGCGCCAGCGCAACGGCUAA
Molecule: messenger RNA, 3003 nt
Organism: Closterium sp. Yama58-4
Lineage: Eukaryota; Viridiplantae; Streptophyta; Zygnematophyceae; Desmidiales; Closteriaceae
Source: the annotation of a GenBank genome assembly